Messenger RNA from Rhinolophus ferrumequinum (greater horseshoe bat), 429 nucleotides. RefSeq names its product coiled-coil domain-containing protein 90B, mitochondrial-like. The transcript has 3 exons. The record is from RefSeq and is a predicted model, not a curated record. NCBI's taxonomy places the organism in Eukaryota, Metazoa, Chordata, Mammalia, Chiroptera, Rhinolophidae. Bases 1 to 429 code for a protein of 142 amino acids. Gene Ontology annotation, cellular component: mitochondrion.
AUGCAUUGGUUCAGGACUUGGAAUCAACCGGAAAUAACAGUACAACAGCUAAUGGCUCAUUUGGACUCCAUCAGGAAAGAUAUGGUCACCCUAGAGAAAAGUGAAUUUGCAAAUCUGAGAGUGGAGAAUGAGAAUGAAACCAGUCGAAUCAGAGUAGAUAAUAAACUGGCUACCAACCUAGAAAGGCGCACAGUAACAGAUAUGUUUACAGAUCAAGAAAAGAAACUUAUGGAAGCGACCACAGAAUUUACCAAAAAGGAUACUAAAACCAAAAGUAUUAUUUCAGAGACCAGUAAUAAAACCGACUCUGAAAUUGCUUCUUUAAAAACACGAAUGGAAUCUAACAAGCUUGAGACAAUUCAUUAUCUUGCAGCCUCAGUGUUUACUUGCCUGGCAAGAGCAUUGGGAUUUUAUAGAAUCUGGAAAUAG